Pocillopora verrucosa is the source of this 4504-nucleotide messenger RNA. The record is from RefSeq and is a predicted model, not a curated record. NCBI's taxonomy places the organism in Eukaryota, Metazoa, Cnidaria, Anthozoa, Scleractinia, Pocilloporidae.
CGCCUUUUUGACAGUUGAAAGUUUUCAAAGAGCCAAUCAAACAAAAGUUCUGUAUCUCUUUAAAUACACUAUGAUCGAAUUAGCAGUUCAAUUGAACCGGAGAAAAUCAGUACUCAAACGAAGAUAACGGAAUCACCAAAAAUGUCAAUGGAAAAGCUAUUAGAUUAUUUGGAACCAAAAACUUUCAACAAAAUUCCCUUUGGGGUAGUGGUUAUUUGGAGCGUGAUUGGUGUCAUCUUCCUUGGUAUAUUCGCCGACAUGGAAUACAACGAACCCAGGUUUGAUUUCAACUGUGGCGGAGCGAAAAGUGAAAACAUCAAAGCCGUCCAGGGAAAAUGUUACGAGAAAUACGCGAAGCAACAAAACAAACUCGGUGUUCCUGUUUAUGGCUUCGUAAUCACGAAUUUCGUCCUUAUUAUAUCUGCAUGUGUUAUCUACUCCCUAAUAGUAAGACCAACAGUCAAUCGACUGUCGCCAAGCAGUCGUGACGGUGAUUCAGAGGGACAGCCGUGCGACCAAGGGAACGCAUUAUCGACGGGAUAUAAGCUUUUUAUCGCUUACUGCUGUCAACUAUUCACUAGACUUGUUUUAGGAGUUCUUUUCAUCAUCCUACAAACUCAGUUACUUUAUCCUUUAAAGUUUUCCUCCAAGUUUGACUGUAAUUUAACCGAUGGAACCACUCAGCCAAGGAAUUCAACUGACAACGCCCAACACUCGACUUUAUACGAUUGUCACAAUCAACGAGCGGCAAAGAAAACCUCCUGGAUGGACGCUGUCCUUGUUGUGAAUGGAAUUCUUGUCGUUACCAUUCUGGUUGAAACCGUUUACCUUUUUUCACGGGCAUGCAUUGAAAGGAGUUUCAUGCAAGACUCAAUGUUUCUAAAAACCCACUUAAGUCUCAACCAACACCUAGAUGGAAGGAACGAAACUAUUCCACUCACUGAAAGAGACACUGAAGAACUCCAAGAACGAAAGUUUCAAGAAUUCAUCGAACGGACAAAGGAAAUAAUUGCUCAAGAGACCGAAGGACUUUUAGAACUCCAAUCACCUUUUUCAGGUAAUCCAGGCGAAAACACAACAGUUAAACAUUUGACUUUGGAUCAAAUUUACACAAAUCUUGUUGUGAUUCCGAACAGAGCUACGUAUGACUUUACUGAAAACAGAGAGGAACAGCUCAAAAUUUAUCCAAGGUCGCGCGGGAAAAAAUCACAUCCGGAACGCUUGGAAGACCUCCUAAAUGUUGAAAAUAAGAAAGUGUUAAUCGUCGGUCGAGCCGGAAUCGGCAAGACAUUAUGUUGUACCAAACUUGUCAGAGACUGGGCAUUUAAUAAAAUUUUUAAAGCGACAGCUGGAGCCAAAAUCCAUUUUGAUGCCGCUUUCUUCGUGAAAUUCAGAAGAUUCGAAUCGGCAAACGACCUUAGCCUCAAGGAACUGUUAAUUCAGUCCGAGUAUUUCCCAACAGAUCAUCUAGAUGACGAGGUCUGGAAUCACCUGCUUGAGAACCCUAAAGGUGUACUCAUACUUUUUGACGGAUUCGACGAAUUUAAACAUGACGCAAACGUGGUCGGGGCGCCUCUUUAUCCCAGAAGCAAUGAAGAGAAAAAGCCGCUCCAAAUCCUUUAUCAGUGGCUUGUGACCGGGAAACUCCUAGAAGAUGCCUCAAUUGUGACCACCACGAGACCUACGGCUUUGUCGAGCAUCAAACACCUUCCGUUUGACAAAAUUUACGAGGUUCUAGGAUUCUCAUCGGAACAAGUUGAAGAAUAUGUCUACAAAUUGGCCGGAGAUGAAAAGGCAGUGGGCGAAACACUAUGGCGACACAUCAGUAGCAACUUGAAUUUGCUCUCGCUGUGUUAUGUCCCGGUCAACAGCUUUAUCAUCUGCACAAGUCUGUUAGAAAUCAUGCGAAGACAAGAGUCCGAAAGUUCCGCUGACGUUACCCUCCCUUCCAAAUUAACAUUGAUAUACAAUAUUGCAGUGAAAGUGUUUUAUUUUAAACAUACAAUAGAAUUGUGCAAUAUUUUGUUUCCUCUCGAACAUGAUUUGCCCGAAGAUGUACUGGAGAAUUUCAAGAUACUAGGAAAAGUAGCCUUUGACGGAAUCAAAGAUGGAAAACUGAUCCUUGGAGGAAACGAGGUACAAGGAAUGGGAGACAGCGCUCUUUUUCACCGCUUACCCGACCGUAAAACUGACACGCUUAAUCUUGAACCACAAUUCUGUUUCAUUCAUCUGACAAUGCAAGAGUUUUUCGCCGCGAGACACCUGGCAAACAAUAUGAGUGAAACAGAAUUAAAAAACUUUGUUUCCGAGAACAUCAAGAACGGCAGAUGGCAGCUGGUUUUUCAGUUUCUAGCAGGAUUAAUGGAGAAUAAAACUGACCUACCAAGCGAAAUUAUCACGGACCUUCUUCCUGUGAAAACUGAAGAAAAAGAAAGCGCAGACUACAACGAACAGUGGACAGAGAAUGAAGAGAAAAGAAAAGUAACCUGCUGGCCGACUGAAGACGAACGAGAAUUAGCAGUAACAUUAAUUAAAUGUUUAAACGAAAAUAGCAGAAUGAAGUCAGAAGCACAGAGAAAACUUCAACAAAUGAACUUUAAUUGUGUAAAUUUUAUUCGUUGUCACCUCACAGCUGUUGAUUGCUCUUCGUUAGUAAAUGUAAUUAAUGUUCAACAAAUUUCACAUUUAGAUUUGAGUGAAAAUAACAUUGGUCCAUUAGGUUGUCUUGAGAUUUGUAAACUGUUAAAAUGUAGGGAAUCUCAACUGAGCUGGUUAAACCUCACAGGAAAUCAAUUGACAGAUGAAGCAGCAAAGUAUUUAGCUGAGGCCAUCAACAACAACAACUGUCAGCUACGCACGUUAAACCUCUCAGCAAAUAACAUCUCACACAUUGGAGCACAGCACUUGGCUGAAGCCAUCAACAACAACAACUGUCAGCUACACACGUUAAACCUCACAAGAAAUAACAUCUCACACAUUGGAGCACAGCACUUGGCUGAAGCCAUCAACAACAACAACUGUCAGCUACACACGUUAAACCUCACAGACAAUAACAUCUCAGACAUUGGAGCACAGCACUUGGCUGAAGCCAUCAACAACAACAACUGUCAGCUACACACGUUAAACCUCUCAGGAAAUAACAUCUCACACAUUGGAGCACAGCACUUGGCUGAAGCCAUCAACAACAACAACUGUCAGCUACACACGUUAAACCUCUCAUACAAUAACAUCUCAGACAUUGGAGCACAGCACUUGGCUGAAGCCAUCAACAACAACAACUGUCAGCUACACACGUUAAACCUCUCAGACAAUAACAUCUCAGACAUUGGAGCACAGCACUUGGCUGAAGCCAUCAACAACAACAACUGUCAGCUACACACGUUAAACCUCUCACACAAUAACAUCUCACACAUUGGAGCACAGCACUUGGCUGAAGCCAUCAAAAACAACAACAACUGUCAGCUUCACACGUUAAACCUCUCAUACAAUAACAUCUCACACAUUGGAGCACAGCAGUUGGCUGAAGCUAUCAACAACAACAACUGUCAGCUACACACAUCAAACCUCUAAUUCAAUUUAAACAUCUCAAAAGCAGGUAAGCAAAAGGCACGUAAUUUACUAAGCAAUAGUCAGUCUAAAUGUAAGCUAAUUCUUUAGGCCUCAGCAAUUCUAAUUAAAAACUGAAAAGAAAUUAUUUGAACCACUUACUAUUCAAAAUAUCAGUGAGGUAACCAGCUCAGUGACAAUUUCAACCCAAUGACUCAAAACAUGAAUAAAAGCAAAGCAAAUCUGUAAAGUGCUCAGAGCAGCGAGAUUAUUUGAACCGGAUCGAAAUGAAGAAAAAUGAACCAAUGAACAUGUUUAUUGAGAACAAAGGAUGUCAAACUUUUUUUAUAAACGAACCAAUAACAUUGAAGUAAAAACACAAAGCUUCCUGCAGAGAAAACAAACAAACCUCGGACCUCUCAGGAAACUUUGUCAUUUUGUGAUUGGUCAGUUUCGAUCCUAAAUUCUCUCCAUGCUCUUGUAAGUUUUGUUCGCUGGAAGUGUUUUGGGAGAUUUUAAAGGCAUCAGAUGAAUGUAAACACCACAGAUUGCUUACCAAGUUUUUUUUAUUUCUCGUGUUUUCUGCAUUGUUUUCCGAUUGAAGCGAACCGGUUCAAGUAGUUUCACACUUCCAACAAAAUAUCGAAAAAAGAAUUGUAACCAAAUUGUAAAUCAAAUCAUCACGCUUUCAAAGAGAGAAGGCCUUUUUGUAGGUUAUAGCUGUAAGAUUUAUAUCACAUUCAAAUAAUUUUUUUCCGGAAGGUUUCAGCUUUUUUUGUAAAUAUUAAUGUAAUUUUUGUACCUAUUCGUUGGCUGUUACUUGUCAGAGUUGCAGUUCAAAAUAUAAAGAUGAAGUAUCAGACUUGAACAGUAAAGAUUUUAACUUACUAGUCAUUGUUAAUGGAGCCAGACCUCCCUAAUUUGUCAUUGAAGAAUAAAUUUUGUAGAAUGAUUUCAA